This is a messenger RNA of Musa acuminata subsp. malaccensis (wild Malaysian banana), 733 nucleotides long. RefSeq names its product protein SMALL AUXIN UP-REGULATED RNA 12-like. Lineage: Eukaryota; Viridiplantae; Streptophyta; Magnoliopsida; Zingiberales; Musaceae. Gene Ontology annotation, biological process: response to auxin. The record is from RefSeq and is a predicted model, not a curated record.
UACUCGCAGCGUAGUGGCCAUCACCCACGGAGGCUUCCAUGGAUUCCAAGAAGUCCAACAAGAUCACGGAGAUAGUGAGGCUCCAACAGAUCCUGAAGAAGUGGAAGAAGCUGGCGGUGACGCCGAAGAGCGGCGGUGGCAGCAAGAGCAUCAAGUUCCUGAAGAGGACCCUCUCCUUCACCGACGCGUCGGGGGACGUCCCGAAGGGAUACCUGGCGGUGUGCGUCGGGGAGGAGAUGCGGAGGUUCGUGAUCCCCACGGAGUACCUCGGCCACAGGGCCUUCGCGGCGCUGCUGAGGGAAGCAGAGGAGGAGUUCGGGUUCCAGCAGGAAGGCGUGCUGCGGAUCCCAUGCGAGGUGGCCGUGUUCGAGAGCAUACUGAAGGUGGUGGAGAAGAACAAGGAGGGGCUCUGCUACUGCUCCGCGGAGGCUGAGCUCGCCAGCUCCCACCUCCCACCAAAACCAGUGUGCAGAUGAGCGGCAGAGGAAGGAAGCGGUGCGGGUGAGGGAUGAUGAUGAUGAUGCACAAACCUUCUUCUCCCCCAACAAAAUUGACCAUGGCUUUCUCUCUGUGUUUAUGUGCUUCCUCUGACUUCUUCUUCUUCUUCUUCUUCUUCUUCUUGGUGGCUUGAGGUGGUGGAUGUGUUCUGUACCAGUAGCAGAAAUGGAUACCAGUUUUGACACUUCUCAUGUUGGUGCAUUCUCAUUACUACACAGUCAACUUUUUUUCUCUC